UCUUAUUAUAAGAGUCAAUUUAAUCCAGUUUAUGAAAAUUUGUUCUUCUUUUAGUAUUUUCAUUCAUUUUCUAGAAUAAGUUGAAUUUGUUAAAAUGGAACUAAUUGAUUUACCCUACGAUUGUUUAUCGUGUAUAUUUGAUUGUUUUUCGAAUCUCAAACAGCUUUUGGAUCUGUCAACAGUUUGUAAACAAUGGAACAUUUUGGUGAAACGGCGACUGAAAAAAAUUCGACAUUUACAUGUCGAGAGAGAACAUUAUUUAUCAUAUGUCCCUUUUUCAUCGGACAAUCACAUCUACACGGAUGAUGUUGAAUUAAUGGAGAGAGUUAAUGUCUCUCAGUUUUUACCGAACCUCAAGUUUUUAUCCUUGAAUCCUAAUCUGUAUGGCGAAUGUACUGGUAAAAUGGUGGUCAAUAUUUUGUCAACAACAGCGAACCCGCUAGUUGGACUUAUGUGUGAAACUCAAUGUUGUUCCAGCGAUGAAAUACACUCUAAAUGUCAAGUCAAUGUCGACGAGAUCGUUAAACACUGUGGCAACCUCAAGUAUAUGGAAAUAUUGGAUGAACCUUUUCUUGAAAGUUAUUUCUUUAAAUAUAAAUUCGGGCAAAGUUUGAAAUACUUUGAAGGUUAUAUCACAGAGUACGACAUUAUUGAAAAAGAUGAAGAUUAUGAUUACAACUUUGAAGAAAUAAAUUUACUAUGUCGCUACUUGGAGCAAAUGCCGAAUCUUGAAGUUCUGAGUCUGAAUGAACCAAUAAUUGAACCUCGUCUUUGGCCUUUACCAAAGAUGAAACUAAAAGAGAUUCGAUUUCUAGACAUAAGAUCAAGUUCGUCAGUCUUCCAGUUCCUGCCUUUUUUUCCUCACUUACGAACUAUCCGUUUGUAUAUUCGUGAAGUCAAGGGUAAAGAUGAAGGAUUUCCUGAUUCGCAUACUCAUCAGAAUGUCCAAGAUGUAGUUCUAAAAAUACACAAAUAUCAAGGCUCACCCGUCGAAUCAUUAAAUCUAAUUAAAAGUAUUAUGGUCAAGUUCCCUAAUUGUAAAAACCUUUCCAUUGAUAUCCUACGAAGGGUUUUCACGAUAACUAAUGGAGAUCUUAUCGAGAUAAUCAAAGUUCUGCCAAAUCUAACUCUAUUUGUCUUGACUGUAGAGAAUUGGGAAGAUGCAAAUAUCAUUGAGACACUCGAUAAAUUCUGUAAAUCAGCAGGUCGAAGAAUAAAUUUCAUCUUGCGUAGCGAUGGCCAAACAAUCGGCGCUCGCUCAUAUACACGAUACGUAUUGAACGAAGAUGAUGCGAGUCCUUUAAAGAUCGAUUAUGAAUUCUUACAAAAGUGCCACGUUUAUUAAAAUACGUAUUAAUUAAGCUCGAAUUAUUAAUCACUUCGCCUUUUUUAUGUAAUAUAUCAAAAGAUACUGUUAGUGUUUUCUAUUCAUUGUCAAAAUAAAGUUGUUUUUAUGAGAAGACAAUUUUUAAUUGUGAAUCUU
Molecule: messenger RNA, 1483 nt
Organism: Panonychus citri (citrus red mite)
Lineage: Eukaryota; Metazoa; Arthropoda; Arachnida; Trombidiformes; Tetranychidae
Exons: 6
Coding region: 95-1345 (416 amino acids)
Molecular function (GO): protein binding
Source: RefSeq, a predicted model, not a curated record